CUCCUAAUGCUUUAAUAUAGUUUUCCAGGUGUGAACACUGAGUCUCGAGACCGUUUUAAGAUGCAGCUGUUAAACCUAUUAUCAGUGUCCCUGCUAUCAAAGACGUGGUGUUCAGGGCUGCACGUAACCACUGAGCAAUUAAACAGCAACCCUGGUGAUGAAUUACAGCUGAGACCUCCUGGGGCUAAAUAAAUACCAGCUGCGCAUCCUUCCAGCACUGGAGCUGUGUGGUCUCACAGAGCCAUCAUGAAGCUCCUGCCUGUUGCCCCUCUCCUCCUGCUUCUCUUGACAGCACUGGAAGCCAGACCAAAACCUGCAGCGCUGAAGUGCAGGACAGGUCCCCUGGACAUCGUGUUUGUGAUCGACAGCUCCCGCAGCGUGCGUCCCUUCGAGUUCGAGACCAUGCGGCGCUUCAUGACGGACAUCAUCAGCAGCCUGGACGUGGGCCCCAAUGCCACGCGCGUGGGGGUCAUCCAGUACUCCAGCCAGGUGCAGAACAUCUUCUCCCUCAAGACCUUCUUCACGCAGGCGGACAUGGAGAGGGCCAUCAACAGCAUCGUCCCGCUGGCCCAGGGCACUAUGACGGGGCUGGCCAUCCAGUACGCCAUGAACGUGGCCUUCAGCACGCAGGAGGGCGCGCGGCCCCUGCACAAGGGGAUCCCCCGCAUCGCCAUCGUCGUGACGGACGGGCGGCCCCAGGACCGCGUCACCGAGGUGGCCGCGCAGGCCAGGAACGCUGGCAUCGAGAUCUACGCCGUGGGGAUCCAGCGGGCUGACAUGAGCUCGCUGCGGGCCAUGGCCUCCCUGCCGCUGGAGGAGCACGUCUUCCUGGUGGAGUCCUUUGAGCUCAUCCAGCAGUUCGCCAAGCAGUUCCAGGACAAGCUUUGCGGGGUGGACACGUGUGUGGAGCGGGAGCAUGGCUGCCAGCACAGCUGCGUCAGCACCCCUGGCUCCUUCUACUGCGAGUGCAACCCAGGCUACAGGCUCAACGUGGAUGGAAAGACCUGUUCCCCCAUCGAUGCGUGUGCAGACGGGAGGCACGGCUGCCAGCACCACUGUGUCAGCGUGCGGGGCUCCUACUCCUGCCGCUGCCGGCCUGGUUACUACCUCAGCCACAACAAGAGGAGCUGCAUCAUGAUUGAUUACUGCAGCUUUGGGAACCACAGCUGCCAGCACGAGUGUGUGAGCAUCCCCAACGGGCACUACUGCCGCUGCCGCAGCGGCUUCACGCUCCAGCCCGACAGCAAGUCCUGCAGGGCCACCGACCUCUGCAACGGGGUGGAUCAUGGCUGUGAGUUCAAGUGUGUGAGCACAGAUGGCUCCUACCACUGUGUGUGCCCCGAGGGCCAGCAGCUCCAGGCUGAUGGCAAGACAUGCAGCAAGUGUGGAGCUGGCCAUGUCGACCUUGUGAUGGUGAUCGACGGUUCCAAAAGUGUCCGGCCCCAGAACUUUGAGCUGGUGAAGCAGUUUGUGAACCGUAUUGUGGACCUGCUGGAGGUGUCCCCCCACGGCACACGGGUGGGACUGGUGCAGUACUCCAGCCGUGUGCGCACCGAGUUCCCCCUCAACAAGUACCACAGUGCAGAUGAGAUCAAGAAGGCGGUGAUGGACGUGGAGUACAUGGAGAAGGGCACCAUGACAGGCCUUGCCCUCAAGCACAUGGUGGAGCACAGCUUCUCUGAGCUGGAAGGUGCCAGGCCUCUCUCCCACAACAUCCCCAGAAUUGGGCUGGUCUUCACAGAUGGGCGCUCCCAGGAUGACAUCUCCGAAUGGGCCAGGAGAGCAAAGGAAUCAGGGAUUGUCAUGUUUGCUGUGGGUGUUGGAAAAGCUGUGGAAGAAGAGCUGAGAGCAAUCGCCUCUGAGCCAGUGGAGCAGCACUUCUCCUAUUCAGCAGACUUCACCACCAUGACCCACCUUGUGGAGAACUUCUCCCUGAAUAUCUGCCCAGAGGAGGGCAAAGGGGAGACCGAGAUCCGCAGCCCGUGCGAGUGCGAGGCGCUGGUGCAGUUCCAGACCAACACCGUGGCCAUCCUGCAGAGCCUGACCGAGAAAAUUGCUCAGAUGACAGCCAGACUUGAAGACUUGGAAAAGCAGAUUGCCAACAAGAAGUGAUCCUGGCAGAGGCUGCAGUGCUCGGCAGGGCACGGGGAUGGAUGUACAGUAGCUGCGUGACAUUGUUAUUGCUAGGUUAUCAUAAAGCAUCAGUUGUUUGUUCUUGUAUUGCAAAAUCCCCAGGGGGGCACGGACUGUAUUUAAAAAUCCUAAAAACUCAAGAGAUGGAGCUUGAAAGCCUCUGCUGCAAAGCCAAGGGGUUCAGUUGUUCCUUGGCGGGUCUGGGAUGAGAGGGGGCAACUGUGUGGGCAGGCCGGUCAUUGGACAGAGAUGACACCUGGUGUCCCCCAGAGUGACUGGGAUGGCACAGUCCCCCUGGACGCUGGCAGGCUGCUUUGCAAGAGAGAAAACCUACAGUGGUGUCACCCUGAGAGCUUCUGCUGUUUCAGCACUGCCUCCAAGUGGUGGGGCAGGGACAGCUGGGUGGUGCAGGCAGCACGGGAGAUGCCUGAUGCCCAGCUGGCUCCCAGUGUGGUGCCCUGGUGGGCUCCCAUGGGAAGGUGGGCGGCAGGAAUUCUUAGAUCCCCUUGCCCUGGUUCGGCAGAAUAGUUUGGAAAUUGGUAUUAAUCUUGUUUGGUUUUAUAAUCACAAAAUAUAGCAAAACGGUAAUUAUUCUUUCUAUCAAUAUCAAUGCGUGUGUAUAUAUAUAUAUGUAUAUUUAAUUCUGAGAGCAGGGUAGUGCUGUUUUUAAACUCUUGAUUCAUAUAAAGGAAUUUCUAUCCUGACAAUAAACACCCUGAAGAUUUGUA
Molecule: messenger RNA, 2861 nt
Organism: Ficedula albicollis (Collared flycatcher)
Lineage: Eukaryota; Metazoa; Chordata; Aves; Passeriformes; Muscicapidae
Gene: MATN4
Product: matrilin 4
Exons: 11
Coding region: 247-2112 (621 amino acids)
Molecular function (GO): calcium ion binding
Source: RefSeq, a predicted model, not a curated record